Molecule: messenger RNA, 1056 nt
Organism: Cyanidioschyzon merolae strain 10D
Lineage: Eukaryota; Rhodophyta; Bangiophyceae; Cyanidiales; Cyanidiaceae
Exons: 1
Coding region: 1-1056 (351 amino acids)
Biological process (GO): protein targeting to membrane; peptidyl-L-cysteine S-palmitoylation
Cellular component (GO): endoplasmic reticulum; Golgi apparatus
Molecular function (GO): protein-cysteine S-palmitoyltransferase activity
Source: RefSeq, a predicted model, not a curated record
AUGCUUCCGAAAUCCCGUUUGCAAAGGUACGGACCCUUCGCCUAUCCCUUAGUCUCAGGUCUUACUUUCUGCGUACUCUUCCUCGCAUUGGACAGGGACUUGCCGCAGAAAACUUUCCCUUACGCAGCGCACUGGCAUAUUUUUUGCUGGCAAGUCGUGCUGUUUGGGGCCUUAUUGAGCGUAUCUUUGCGUGACCCCGGUACUGUUACCGCAGCAGCUGUCAAGUCGGCUGCAGAGAGGGAACCCAGAUAUGACGGCGUUUUGUACGUAGCAGGUGUCAAGUGCGAGUUCUGCGGACUGGGGCGACUGCCCCGCGUUUCACACUCAAGUGUGACGGAUCGCUGCAUCGAGUGCCAUGAUCACUAUUGUUUAUGGGUGAAUAACGAUAUUGGGCGGAGAAACCGCCCCCAUUUUAUUUUGUUUUUGUUCCUGCAUGUCUGUGCCGUUAUCCAUGGGUUUCUCAUCAGCGCCUCCGCUCUCUUGGAUCAAAUACAGCGCUGUGGGCCGCCUUUUGAGGCGUUUUGGACAGGAAGCCGCAGAGUGGAUACCCAAAGACUAGAAUGCAUGUAUUUCGAUGAAUUUUUUUGUGUGCUUAGCUUCUCGUUUUUGCUCUGUGUAGUUGUGUACUUAUUUGGUUUCCAUCUCUAUCUAGCGAGCAAAAACAUGACAUUUAAGGAGUACUACAAGUGGAAAGCAGUGCUCUUCGCCUGGAAGGAGCUUCAGACUACUAGAGAAGGGUUAGAAGCUCCUGAGCCGCAGGAUUUGAUCUUCGAAACAUUUCCAACUUUAGAAUUUGUGGAUGAUUCCCACAGGUCUAUGUUCCAGGAACGAGAUGAAAAUUUGGGUGAUAAGCAUGAGCACGCAAAGGCUGCAGAUCUGGUUUCGUCUACACAUCAAAGUUGGCCAUGGAAUCAUCGUGGAGCGCCUCCGGGAACCGGGUUGGAUCUUCAGGACAGCAAUCCGCCUCCAGUGCACUUCCCGUAUGAUAGGGGCUCUGCCUGGCGUAACUUUUGUGAAGUCCUCUGCAACGCGUUCGAAAGAACUUCGAGGCUAUAG